Messenger RNA from Lutzomyia longipalpis, 3207 nucleotides. RefSeq names its product KAT8 regulatory NSL complex subunit 3 (gene Rcd1). NCBI's taxonomy places the organism in Eukaryota, Metazoa, Arthropoda, Insecta, Diptera, Psychodidae. The transcript has 4 exons. Bases 195 to 3122 code for a protein of 975 amino acids. Gene Ontology annotation, cellular component: NSL complex. The record is from RefSeq and is a predicted model, not a curated record. Gene Ontology annotation, biological process: positive regulation of transcription by RNA polymerase II.
CCAUACGCGUAUUUUAUUGGGUGACUGUCAAGAAACCGAGUGCAAGUCUAGCGCGAAAUUUUCUCAUUUUCUUCCUUAAUUACUUGUUUUCUCCCUUUAAUUCACAAUCUAAUCCCAGGAAGAAUCAGUGAAGUGGGCAGUUGGCGUUGAAAAGCCACUGCCGGUGCUUCCUUGUGCCAUAUUUUGCGGUAAAAAUGAAAGUGUCGGCAAACAAAACAAUGUCAUGCGGCGGCGAAGGCAGUGUGAAUGAACUUAAUCAAGACAUGCUGGGAAAUAACGGGCUUCCUUAUCAUCACACACAUUUUCGGUGCGAGUCUGCUGUGGAAAUGGAACAUAGCUAUUCUCGUGAUUGGAGGCCUGCAGAAAACAGCAAAGUCAUGUCAACGAGAACUAUUAUGGUCAACAGAGCACCACAGUGCCCCUCGUGUCACGUACACGCCAACGAUGAGGGAAUUGAUGUCGAUGAGCAGCACAAGUCGUCGGCUCUGCCGUAUGACGAGGAUGAGGCCAUGAAAGCCAUGGAGUACACAACGCAGAUUGCCUACUGUGUGAAGAACAGCAAUCCCGAUGAGGACGACUGGGAGGAGAAAGUUAACAAAUUCGGUUGGACGGUGGUGCAGCAGAAUCUCUUUGCUAAAGUUGCCAACAUUCUCGAUCUCGAUCGGCUGGCACGUCUAGCGCGAAAGAGUCGCGAGCACGAGUCUGUCUUCCGGAGGGCAGAUAUCGACAAGAGUUGCCAGAGAAUGCGACAGGCACUUGCUGCUGUUAACUGGGACGUCAGGCUAACGCAGUGGCUUCAUGGUGUACUCAUGGAGCAUCUCCCGCCGUGCUACAUGAGCCUCUAUCUCGAUAUCUUGCAAACACUCAAGGCAAAGCUACCAGCCAUGGUGGACAAGAUGAUCUUUGGUCGUACCAGUCAUGGUAUGCAUGAAAUUAUGGGACCCGUGAUGAAGGAACCGUGGGAACCAAAGAUUAAUCACAAAAAUCGUAAACUGCCCAAUCAGCCAAUAAUUAUAAUUCUCCCAAAUGGACCAUCCGUGAGUCCCGCAAGCAAUAGAAUGCAGAAAUGGUUUGCUCUUUUUGCCACAAUGGGCUCCGUAGUGCCGAUUGCAAUCCAUGCUGGCGGUGUGGCAAUUCAGAAGCAAAAUAUGCAGACAGUCGUUGAGCAACUUGUCACAGUUUCACGGGCAAAAAUUCAAGAUAUUCGUGCUGAAUCCCCGGGGAGACCAAUCAUUCUUGUGGGAUUCAAUUCAGGGGCUGCAUUGGCACUACAAAUUGGUGUUUUGGAGUCAGCCAGCUCGAUUGUUUGCAUGGGAUUUGCCUACAAUACCAUGCAGGGUAUCCGGGGGUGUCCUGAUGAUCAAAUUCAAGAGAUCACAACGCCAAUAUUGUUUGUAAUUGGGCAGAAUUCAGCACGAACAAGUCAGGAAGAGAUUGAGUCUCUGCGUGAGAAUAUGAUAGCUCAAACGAGUUUAGUGAUUGUGGGUUCAGCCGAUGAUGCCCUGCGUGUGAAUACGAAGAAGAGGCGCAUUGAGAAGGUUACGCAGGCCAUGGUAGAUAAUAUGGUAAUGGAUGAGGUGGCUGAAUUUGCGACAUCGUGCUUAAUUAAUCCUCCUGGUCCGCGCCAGCUGCCAGGUGGAGGACUCAAUCAAUCAUCCGUGGCUACACCCAAUGGGGUGAAUACCAUCACAACAGCACGUAAAAGGAAGAUUACGGGUGAUUCAGAGAAUGGAGGUGAUGAAAAACCCAGUCCGACAAAGACUCCCCGUCCUGUUGGACGUCCCAGGCUGAAUAAUAAGCCCAUUCCGGGGAAGACACCCAAGAAACCGAUUCCCACAAGUGGAAUUCUUCAGCCAUCGAGUGAGGCUCUUGAUAUUGCUAUUCAGAGUAUUUUGCCACAGGAGGGAAUUACCGAAUUGGUACCUCCGGAUGCACUUCCUACUCAUGGAGAUAUUGUUAAGACAAAAUCACCCAUUAUGACGUCCUAUGAGAUCGUUCAGGGGAAGAUUACGCAAAAAGUAGAGUACAAACCCAUUAUUCCAAGUGGAGCUGUUAGUAGUUUGGUAUCUGGGAGAGCUCCGAAUUCCACAACGGUUUCAGGCGUUGGAGGAACACCCAUUGUCUUACCCAUGAUACAGAGACCCAAAGUGAAGAUGGUACCGCCGAAUCAAUUUGUGCAGCUCAAGCCGGGAAGUAUGGAGAAUGUGGGAACAACAUCGCAGGUGUUCACAAUAAAGAGCGGAAGUACCGUUGCCACACCCACAAAGACGCCUCAAUUGUACACGAUAAAGACAUCCACGGGCAAUAAGGUGAUCUCAAUGAAGAAACAAUCCCCACAGGCGCCUCAGUUGGUUACAGUGUCCUCAAGUGGUUUGCCCAACAAGUUCACAAUCAUGAAGACCACAAAACCAAUGAUUACAUCCAGUAGUGCCGAAAAAUCCCAACCAGACUUAUCCAGUACUAACAUCUUCGACAUCCCCAUUGUUUUUGCGGAUAAUGAGGGUAAUAUUCAUGAAUCUGAUGCAUCCACUGAAGAUGCAGAUCUCUCAAAUGAGAGCGCAAUCAUUGUUAGUCCUAAGAAGGAUUCAGAAACGUCCAAUACGAGAAUUAUAAAUCUCGUUCCCGCCACAAAGGCAGGUGUUGGAAGUAGUGGUAAACAGGUGGUGUUUAUCAAUCGCAACACAAUGAAUAUGAAGCCAAAUAUCAUCUCAAAGAAUGUCCCACCACUCAAGUAUACAAAAGUUGUGGUUUCAUCAGCAGGAGGACAAUCGAGCUUCAGGCAAAUUAAUUCCGGAACUCCCGUGGUAACGAGUAGUAUGCAAAUUGUUGGGAAUAAAGUUGUCAAAGUGAAGGCGAGUGACAUCGAACGGAGUGGCGUCAUGACAUCCACCAAGCCCAUUGCAACGUCUAAACUUCAGCCCAUCAUUAUUAAUGUGGAUUCAGAUAAGGCAGGAAGAUCCACCACCGGAGAGGGUACAACAAAAAUACCACACACAAUCUACGUAAAGCCAAGCGGUGCCAUAAGGCAGAUUCCGGGGAUUCUCAAUAAGAAUCUCACGGUGAAGAAACUCGUAAAUAUUGUUCAGCAGAAUAAGAAUCGACCUGAUGCACCGUCAGAGUAGUUUGUGGAUCAUUUUGGAAUUUUGUGAAAGCUUUUCUUUGUUGCAAAAAUAAAAAUGUAUUAAAUAAUAGAUCUGGAUCAACUAA